Molecule: messenger RNA, 4476 nt
Organism: Sardina pilchardus (European sardine)
Lineage: Eukaryota; Metazoa; Chordata; Actinopteri; Clupeiformes; Clupeidae
Product: dual specificity protein phosphatase 8-like
Exons: 7
Coding region: 233-2368 (711 amino acids)
Biological process (GO): protein dephosphorylation; negative regulation of MAPK cascade
Cellular component (GO): cytoplasm
Molecular function (GO): MAP kinase tyrosine phosphatase activity; protein tyrosine/threonine phosphatase activity; MAP kinase tyrosine/serine/threonine phosphatase activity
Source: RefSeq, a predicted model, not a curated record
CCUCCCUUCGUAGGGAUGCUACCCUUGCUAUGUUCUUUAAGUCAUAACAAAUUUAAAUUAUUCAUCGAGUUUUUUUAUGUUGCGUUCAUCUGAUCCACUCCCAUCCAACAAGACACUGUGGAGAUGUUGACCUCCUUGCCCAACCUGUAGACCUACUAGGUCCUGUCUCCCUCCUCCGCUUUUUGUGCUUGCCUUCUGUCCCCCCACUCUGCGACCCCUUGCGACAGGAGCCAUGUCGGGGGUGAAGGUCCAGCGGGGGGUGGUGGACACUCAGAGGCUGGCCGGGAUGCUGCAGAGGCGAGCCACUCAGAUUCUGGUCAUCGACAGCCGGACCUUCUCCGAGUACAACGCGUCCCACGUGCUGAGCUCCAUCAACGUGUGCUGCUCCAAGCUGGUGAAGAGGAGGCUCCAGCAGGACAAGGUGUCCGUCGCGGAGCUCCUGCAGCCCAACGGAAAGAUAAAGGUGAACUUGUGCAGGAAACAGGAGGUGGUGGUUUACGACCAGAGCACCAAAGACGCCAGCCUGCUCUCCAAAGACAGCUUUGUGCACAUCCUGCUCUCCAAACUGGAGGAAACCUUCAGCCAGGUGUCCUUACUCACAGGGGGCUUCGCAGCCUUCUCCUCCUGCUUCCCCGGCCUGUGUGAGAGUAAGCAGGCCACCAUCCUCCCCAUGAGCCUGUCCCAGCCCUGCCUGCCUGUUGCCAACGUGGGCCCCACCCGCAUCCUGCCCCACCUCUACCUGGGCUCCCAGAGGGACGUUCUCAACAAGGAGCUGAUGGCCCAGAACGGCAUCACCUACGUGCUGAACGCCAGUAACACCUGUCCCAAGCCAGACUUCAUAAGCGAGAGCCACUUCAUGCGCAUUCCCGUCAACGACAACUACUGUGAGAAGCUGCUGCCCUGGCUAGACAAAACCAAUGACUUCAUCGACAAGGCCAAGGUGUCCAACUGCCGCGUCAUCGUCCACUGUCUGGCCGGCAUCUCGCGCUCAGCCACCAUCGCCAUCGCCUACAUCAUGAAAACCAUGGGCCUGUCAUCGGACGAUGCCUACAGGUUUGUGAAGGACCGGAGGCCUUCGAUCUCUCCCAACUUCAACUUCCUGGGCCAGCUUCUGGAGUUUGAGAAGGGCCUGAAGGUGCUGAAGGCUCUGAGCUGCCACCCCAUGCGCACCCUGAUGGAGCGGCACGAGGAGGAGCAGGAGAUGCGGGAGGUGCCCGCGGACCCCAGGGAGGCCGGGUCCGGCCAGGAGAACGGCUCGGACCCCAAGUUCCCCGGGCCCAAGCCCGGCCUGAACGGCCUGAACCUGUCGGCCGAGCACAUCGCCGACACCAACCGCCUCAAGCGCUCCUUCUCGCUGGACAUCAAGUCCGUGUACGCGCCUGGCCAGUGCCCGCGGCUCUCGCCGCCCAAGCUGGCGCUCACGCCCGUCAGCUCGGAGGACGUGCCCAAGCUGUGCAAGCUGGACAGCCCCGGCGGCGGCGGCGGCAGCGGCCAGUACUCGCCCGUGCCCGACAGCCCCACGGGCUCGGCCGAGUCACCCGGCGGAAGCGGGCCGGGCGAGGCCCGCGUGCGCCAGCGGAGGAAGGGCAGGCGCAGCAGCAGCAACAGCAGCAGCAGCAGCAGCAGCAGCAGCAGCGGUAGCAGCACCCUUAGCGAGACCUCCACCCCCCCGACUCCGCCACACUCCCUCUCCCUCAGCCUGAGCCUCCCCCACCCGCUGCUCGGGCCCCAUCACCCCUCAGAGCUGGGCAUCGGCGGCGGCGUUGGCAUCGGCGGUGGCAUCAGGAGCUCCCUGCUGCUGAACCUGCCCACCGGCGCCAGUCCCAUGUGGACCCAGCACAGGGACACGGUGCAGGCCACCACGCCCAGCACCCCCACCGGAGAGUGCCCCUGGUUCCUGGGCUCCGGCUGCGGCCCCGCGUCCGCGCUCGCCUCCAACGCCUCCUCCUCCACCUCCUCCUCCUCCUUCUCCUCCUCCUCCUCCUCCUCCUCCUCCUCCGCGGUGGUGUCCUCCUCCACGCUGCGCUUCGGCAGCAGUUCCACGUACAUGGCGUUCGGCUGCAGCGGGCGCGCCGGCUCCGGUGAGGAACAGCGGGUGCAGCUGCGGGACAAGCCCCAGGCGGGCAGGGACUCGCGGGGCAGCUGGCACGAGGACUCCUCCUCCUCCACCUCCUCCUCUUCCUCUUCCUCCGCCGCCGCCGCCACGGCCGGUGGGGGCAGCAGCGUGGUGGACAAACAGUUCAAGCGCCUCAGCUGCCAGAUGGAGUUCGAGGAGGGCAUGUCGGAGACGCACUCCCGCGAGGAGCUGGGCAAGCUGGGCAAGCAGUCGAGCUUCUCCGGGAGCAUGGAGAUCAUCGAGGUCUCCUGACGCCACAGCCUAGGACUGACCUGAAGUGGACAGACCGGACGACUUCAACAACGACCUGGUGGUUACACUAUUACACGGGCCUUUUUCAGGUCGACUUUGAUUGUUGGCUUGGAAGAAUCCUGCCUCUCAGAGACAAGACAGUCAGACAGACAGACAGUUCAGAUAUGAGGACAGGUCUCUGUUGUUGGACAGGAUGGACUUUGAGAAAAAGGCUACAACUGUCACAGAGCUCCAGGCCAGCGCAAUGCAAGCUGGACUUUAUGGCAAAGGGAAAUUUGCUCUCGUGUGCUCGAUGGACAGUUCGAACUGACAGAGGCAAAAAAAAGAAGGACAUUAAGUUUAUCCUGAUGUUGGACUGCAGUACUUUGAAUGAAAAGUGCCAUACUCCAGCACCAAAGGAAAGCUAUGAACAUACACACACACACUGACAAACACGAUACACACACAGACAAACACACACACACACACACACACACACGCACACACACUCUCACACACACACACAAGGCGUGCUACUGUACCAUUUGAAAUGAAGGAUGCGCUUUGGGGAGAACUCAAACUCCCAGCAUGCCUAAAUGAAUUAACAUGAAGAGAACUGUGGGUCACCACAGGUGAAAACAUAAAAAGAUGCUUUUCAAAAAUACAAUUUUGUUUUUCUUUUGACAUACUGUCAAUUUUGUCAGUGUUAACAGCUAUAUGCACCGCAAAAGUAUUAGUUGUGAUGAUAUCCUGUGUGUUUAUGGUAGGAGAUGCGCCAAUGGUGCACUCUCAACCAAACUACUGUAACUCCUCCUCCAAAUAUACACUGAGCAUGCUCUAAGUGGCUGGCUACCUACAGACAGACAAGCUGUGUACCAACAGCACUAAGCUUUAUAUAUAUUAAAAAUAUAUAUAUAUCCAUACACAUAUACAUGCAUAUGUAAAAAAAAUCGUACUGCAAUUUUAAUGGACAAAUGUUUUAUCCAUUAUUUUGUUUUAAUUUAUUUUAUCUGUUUCAUUCUGGCAAUGAGAAAUAAUAUAAUAUUUGUGAACUCAUGUUGUUUAUUUCUUGCAGUUUAACUGUAUUGUAUUUAUAAGAAUGCAAACACUUACAAACAAAACACAAACUCAAGCAAUACAAAAUGAUUUUUAAAAGUCUCUACGAGUCUGACAGAACUCCUCUUGUGUGCCAGUCUUUCAUAACCUCCACAUGCAUGACGCCAUGAUCGAGAACCCCUUGCCUGACUAGAGCAGCCCCUGUGUUGUCCCUACUAUACGAUAUAUACUGGCUAUAGGUAUGCACAUAACGGAGAAUGAACAUCGUAUUUAACACGAAAAGAGGCAGAGACUGUCUUUUUUAUUCUGAACUUGGUUGCAGUGCGGCUUUCGAACCUCAGCAUAGCGCCUGGGACACACUCCAACUGCCCUGAGAAUCCAGACUCAGCUCCAAACACACUGUGCUCUAACACAUCCUCCCGACCCGCCAUUUAGACACACCAGUGAAGCACACAACAACACUCAUGGAUCGACUGUUUUAACACCACCUAUCCCAGGCGCCCCAUGCAGUGGAAUAGACCGGAAGUCUAGCAGGGGUGGGUGGGGGCAUUCUCAGUCUCAGGGGAAACUCCCAGGAUCGAUUGGUUUCAUUGAGCACACGUACGGACACAAUAAAGGCCUCGUAGAUCAUUUUCUGUCCUUUCCCCCCUCUCUCUCUCUAUUAUGAUUCCCCAUCUAUCAGUUCCCAUUGCGCUCUCUCACCUGUAUGUUGUGGAGAGGGGAGAGGGGUUUGGUUUCGGCACAAAUGUGAACAGGAUAACUCAAUAUGCAGCGCAGAAUCGCGGCUCCUUUUCUCCUGUUGGCUUUCGCUUGUGUGUGGGCCUCCUUAUGCUGCUGGAUCUACUAUGUUCUUUUCUGUUCUUUAUCCUCAGCCUAUUAAUGUGGAAGAACAAGCAGGCGAUCCUUGUGUUAUUAUUAUUAUUAUUAUUAUUGGUCAUUUUGAUAUUGUAAAUAGCAACAUUAUGGAUACCUUAGGCUGCUUGAUGCAAAAUACCUCAGGUUCUAUUCAAAUGCUUUUUCUUCCCCUUGUACCUGUUUUGUGGAAAUGAAACAAAAUACAAGCAAAACCACAA